GCCCUGGCAGAGGUUCAAAAGUGGGAGCAGGUCCCGCCCCUUGUUGGCUCAGGAGGCUUAAAAGCACCUUCGGUGAAUGGAAUUGCUCAGAGCACUCUCUCUUUGCAGCCCAGACCUCCCAACAUGAUCCAGUGCCGUCCAAUCCUCGCUCUGUCCGCCUUGCGGUGCCUCGCCUUGCUUCUCCUGCUUGGGAUCACUUGCCAGGUUCAAGCGGCCCCCAUGACCGGAGAGUUGCGCUGCCGGUGCAUUCAGAAGGUUUCCGAGAUGAUUGCGCCCAGGCACUUUGCCAACAUAGAGCUCACCCCUGAAGGUCCCCAUUGCCCCGUCUCUGAAGUCAUAGCCACCUUGAAGUCUGGGAAAGAAGUCUGCCUGGAUCCCACUUCCCGAUGGGUCAAGUUGAUUAUCAGUAAGAUUCUCAAACAGGUGAACACUAAGCUCUGAAGGAAGCACUGAAAAUGGAUUUGGAGCUAUCAUUACAGAUCACUGUGCGAGAGACAGAAAAGGGAUGAAGUACUUGUGAAGCCUGUGUUGGAAAAGCUGGAACUGAGUUCUGCUUCUGAUGUUCAUAAAAAAUCAAACUGUUCAACUGCAGCACUGCUAUUUUCUACUUGUAUUUAUUACUAAACCUCAUUUUAAAAAUGUAUUUAUGGCUCCUUUUUGUAAUACCCAUCUGAUCAAAUCAGAGUUCUAUAUGCCCGUGUUAUGCAUGCUGUGAAACUACCAACUUCAAGAGGCUUUGUUGGCCGUGCUGUUUGAGGCAUUCUGGAAGAGUAAUCCAAAAGAAAUAUUUUCAGAGCUCUUUUGGAUGUAUAGCUCUAUAUAUUUUAGUUGUUGUAAACCUACUGUGACUUACAAUAAGCAUAAAGAAGGAUGAAAGUAUAAAUGUGCUUAAUAUAUCAGUAAAAGUCAGUGUGGUGUAGUCAUUUGAGUGAUGGAUACCAGGGUUCAAAUCGCCACUCAUCCAUGGAAACCCACUGGGUGACUUUGGUCAAACCACAUGCUCUCAGGCCCCAUCUACACUGUCCAUUUAAUGCAGUUUCAAACUGGUAUUGAACAAAGUAGUUUCAGUGGGUUGUUUUAGGUUUUUCCGGGCUAUAUGGCCAUGUUCUAGAGGCAUUUUCUCCUGACGUUUCGCCUGCAUCUAUGGCAAGCAUCCUCAGAGGUAUUGAGGUCUGUUGGAAGUAGGAAAAUGGGUUUAUAUAUCUGUGGAAUGACCAGGGUGGGACAAAGGACUUUUGUCUGCUGGAGCUAGGUGUGAAUUUUUCAACCUAGUAGUUCACCAUGCAGAUUAUGUAGGAAAUCUUGAACCCAGUUUGAUGCCUGGAUGGUGAUUACAGAAACCAUAGAGCACCAAUGUACGUUAAGGGAUUUCUUUUGUGUAAUGUAUUGUCGAAGGCUUUAAUGGCUGGAAUCACUAGGUUCUUGUGGGUUUUUUCGGGCUAUAGAGCCAUGUUCUAGAGGCAUUUCUCCUGACGUUUCGCCUGCAUCUAUGGCAAGCAUCCUCAGAGGUACUUUAGUGAGUUUGUUGUCUGGCCACACUGCAUUAAAUGGUCAGUAAAGAUGGGGUCUCGGCCUCAGGAAGACAAGGGUGAUCCCUCUCUGACAAAUCUUGCUAAGAAAACCCAUGAUAUGCUUUCACUAGGAUCUCUUUAUAUCAAGAAAACUGCUAUCUGGCAAGACGUUCUUCUGGUGUUGAUCUUGUCUACUUCAUUGGGAAUUUGGUUGUUGUAGGUUUUUUCGGGCUAUAUGGCCAUGUUCUAGAGCAGGGGUCUUCAAACUAAGGCCCGGGGGCCGGAUACGGCCCUCCAAGGUAAUUUAUCCGGCCCUCACUGAAAUGACUUGAAAGCACACGACAACAACAACAACAAUCCUAUCUCUUCAGCCAAAAGCAGGU
Molecule: messenger RNA, 1894 nt
Organism: Anolis sagrei ordinatus
Lineage: Eukaryota; Metazoa; Chordata; Lepidosauria; Squamata; Anolidae
Product: interleukin-8-like
Biological process (GO): chemotaxis; immune response; defense response
Cellular component (GO): extracellular region
Molecular function (GO): chemokine activity
Source: RefSeq, a predicted model, not a curated record